AUGAUCACUUCUCGCUGGGAGGAUGUGAUUGGUGAACAGGGCAGAGAUGUAGUCUUAGUCGUGCAUUCGUACGGCGGCAUAUCCGGAAGUGCUGCCGCUGGGCCUUUCGUACGAUCCGUGAGGGAGAAGCAGGGAAAUGAUGGCAGUGUAGUUGCGAUACUGUCCAUGACUUCGCUAGCGAUUCCAAAAGACACUUUCUAUGCUGCGGGCGACCAGGGGGAAGCAUGCGUCGUUUGUGAUGGAGAAUUUGCCUAG
Molecule: messenger RNA, 255 nt
Organism: Letharia columbiana
Lineage: Eukaryota; Fungi; Ascomycota; Lecanoromycetes; Lecanorales; Parmeliaceae
Exons: 1
Coding region: 1-255 (84 amino acids)
Source: RefSeq, a predicted model, not a curated record